GGUCGUGAUAUUUGACAUCCUGGUGUUAGUAGGUUGUUAAUUGCAGCACCGUCGGUCCUUUCCUUUCAACUUCGUACCGUGAUCCACAGUGCAAACUUUGCAUUUCGCACUCCGCCCCUCGCUUACACGUUUUCGAGAGAAUAUAAGAAGAAACCAGCCGAUCCAGAGACAAAAUCGACGGCCUUAAAGAAGAAGGCAUUCGCACGACCUGGCUACAUCUACCGUGGUUGGACACAGUCGAUUCAUCGGCUUCCCAAAGGGUCGCCAGAGGAUAGCGAGACGUAGCUUCGUUGAGAGACUUUUUCGCUCGUUCUAGCCCCGCGGCCUGCGCUCGCCGCUAAACGCAUUCUCGAACGUUCUAGGGGCGCGGACGCAGCAGCAGCGACCUUGUGCUACCGACGAACGAGUCGGAAUACAUCGGCGGAGGAGCUGUGCACGAUGGGUGUGUACGGCACUAUGAAGAUACUUACCGCAGUGAUGCUGCUGGCUAUGCUGGAUCUAGCACGCUGUCAGGGAGUAAGACUCGGCGGCGGCUGCGUUUACAAAGGCGAGGUCUACAACGCCGGUGACGUGUUCAAGCCCACAAAGUGCGAGGUGUGCGUUUGCGACGACAAUGAGGUCGUCUGCGACUACAUCCUAUGCGAGGAGCUUACAUGCCCAUUCCAAAAAAGCAUUGAAGGAGAAUGCUGUAAGGUGUGCGCCGAUGAACCAGAGAUUGGUAUUAAAGGACAAAAGGGAGAACCUGGAGAAAUUCCAGACAAUGUUGGGGAAGGACUUCCAGGACCCGCAGGAAUACCAGGUAUUCCCGGACUACAAGGAAUUGACGGACGGCCAGGAGCAAGAGGUCCAAAGGGAGACAGAGGUACACCCGGACGUGAUGGUAACCCCGGAACCCCUGGUAUUCCCGGACCACCAGGACCCCCAGGUGCAGGAAUGGACGGUGAUCUUGCCCGAAGUUAUUCAGCUGGAGGCAAGGGACCAAGUCCAGUUAUAGCUGGACCACCUGGAGUUAUGGGACCAAGAGGAUCACCAGGAGUUUCUGGUUCACCAGGACCCCAAGGAUUCCAAGGACCCCCAGGAGAGACUGGUGAACCUGGAUCUAGUGGACCACCCGGACAUGCAGGACCUUCUGGAAUUCCAGGCAAACCAGGAAAAGAUGGCAAGGAUGGCAGACCAGGGAAAACUGGUCCAAUUGGUACUCCUGGACCACAGGGACCGAGAGGAUUUUCAGGCACACCUGGAAACCCAGGACCCAAAGGACAUAAGGGUCAUGCUGGUCUUAAUGGUUUGAAAGGAGAUAGUGGUCUUGCUGGAGCAGAUGGUGAACAAGGAGCAGUAGGAGAAGCUGGACCUCCUGGAAUCAGUGGGCCGAGAGGUCUACCUGGUGACAGAGGAAGGCCAGGAGCUGCUGGAGAACCAGGUGCUCGUGGAUCUGAUGGUCUUCCUGGACAAUCUGGACCACCAGGACCAACUGGAAUUGGUGGACCUCCAGGAUUCCCAGGUGCGCCAGGAUCUAAGGGUGAAGGUGGACCUACUGGUGCAAGAGGACCUGAAGGACCCCAGGGUUCAAGGGGUGAAGCAGGAACACCAGGCUCCCCUGGACCAGCUGGGCUUGCGGGCUCUCCUGGUAUUGAUGGAGCAUCAGGUUCCAAGGGAUCAACUGGUGCACCCGGCAUUGCUGGACCACCAGGCAUUCCCGGCCCAAGAGGCUCACCUGGUACACAAGGUAAUAUCGGAUCUGCUGGACCUAAAGGAAACACUGGAAACCCUGGUGUUCAAGGCUUCAGAGGUGAUCAAGGACCAAAAGGAAGCAUGGGUAGUACUGGACCACAAGGUCUGCAAGGAGCACAAGGAGAAGAAGGAAAGAGGGGUUCCAGAGGAGAAGCUGGACCUCCUGGACCAAUUGGUUCAACUGGAGAGAGGGGUGCACCUGGUAACAGAGGAUUCCCUGGACAAGAUGGUCUAUCUGGUCCCAAGGGAAGCACUGGCAGAAGAGGACGACCUGGUGUUGCAGGACCUAAAGGAUCAGUUGGUGACGUUGGCAGAUCUGGUGAACCUGGUCUUCCUGGUGCAAGGGGUCUUACAGGCAAGCCUGGUGCUGAUGGUAGACAAGGAAAGCAAGGUCAACCCGGUGUUAGUGGUGAAGACGGUCGCGCUGGACCUGCUGGUGCUCCAGGACAGAAGGGACCACCGGGACAAAUUGGUUUCCCAGGACCUAAGGGUGUAUCUGGAGAGCCAGGUCGAGGUGGUGAGAAAGGUAUUGCAGGUCCCCCAGGAUCACGUGGGUUGGCUGGUAAAGAUGGAGAGAUCGGACCACAGGGUCCACCAGGACCAAAUGGUGUUGCUGGAGACAGAGGAGAAGCAGGACAACCUGGUCCAGCUGGGUUCCAAGGUCUUCCAGGUCCUCCAGGACCUAACGGAGAGCCAGGAAAGUCUGGAGAAACUGGUGUUCCAGGAGAGGUUGGUCCAUCAGGAGAACCAGGACCCCGAGGUGAACGAGGUUUCCCUGGUGAAGUUGGAACCACUGGACCACAAGGUCUUACUGGUCCACGCGGCGCUGCUGGUAUUCCUGGCUCUGAUGGACAAAAGGGUCAAACCGGACCAUUAGGUCCACCAGGUGAGCCUGGUCCUCAAGGUGUACAAGGUGGAACUGGCCGACGUGGUCCUCCUGGUUUAUCCGGAGGUAAGGGAGACCGAGGAGAUCUUGGUCCACCAGGUAUUGAGGGAGAACCUGGAAAAGAAGGACUUCGGGGUUUGACUGGACCUAUUGGACCACCAGGAGCUCAAGGACCAAAUGGUGACAAGGGAGACCUUGGUAACACUGGACCUGAAGGAGCAACUGGACCAAGAGGAUCUCCUGGUGAAAGAGGAGAACCAGGACCUGAUGGGGCACCAGGUUAUCCAGGAUCACCUGGAGCUGAAGGACAAUCAGGAAAGAAGGGAGAAUCUGGUUCCAGAGGUGUCAAGGGUGACUCAGGUGCUCCUGGAUUACAAGGACCUGCUGGUGGUGCCGGACCAAUUGGACCACCUGGAGUUGCUGGACGAAGAGGUACCCGCGGUGCUAUUGGUGUUCCGGGACCUGCAGGUUUUCCAGGACCAGCUGGACGACCAGGUGCACCAGGAGACCAGGGAUCAUCUGGACAGCAAGGUAACCCAGGAGAGCCAGGUAAACCUGGAUCCAAGGGAGCUUCUGGUGACGAGGGACCUCCAGGACCACAAGGAGAAUCAGGACUCCAAGGAUUGCCAGGUCAACCUGGUGAGCCAGGAUCUGCUGGAGAACCCGGACCACAGGGUGGCCCAGGAGCAUCAGGACUUAGAGGAAACCCAGGAUCUUCUGGAAACCCAGGUCUGCCUGGACCAUCUGGACCAACUGGAGACAGGGGACCUUCUGGAUUACAGGGAGAAGAGGGCAAACAAGGACGACCAGGUCUUCCAGGAGACCGAGGUCCUCCUGGCGACAUCGGCCCCGUUGGACCAUCAGGACCCUCUGGAGAGAGUGGUCCUGAGGGUAUGCCUGGACCUGAAGGUGCACCUGGACGAGAUGGCUCAGUAGGAAUUAAGGGUGAAAUUGGUGAGCGUGGGCACACUGGACCCCCAGGUCCAUCUGGCAUUCCAGGACCCCCAGGUCUUCAUGGUAUCGAAGGAAAGAGUGGUCCACGUGGAGAAUCAGGACCACCAGGAUCCCAAGGACCUCCAGGCCCAGAGGGCGGCAGAGGACAAGCUGGACCACAAGGUGCACGAGGUGACACGGGAAAAACUGGCGAUAUGGGACCAAGGGGUAUCAAGGGUCACCGCGGUUACACUGGUCUACAAGGUCUUCCAGGAAAACUCGGACCAACAGGAGACCCAGGAAUGCCUGGAACUGCCGGACCACAAGGACUUAGAGGAACAACCGGUCCAAGAGGACCUGCUGGCAACGAUGGAUCCCCAGGAGCACCUGGUCCCAUUGGCGCUACUGGUCCACGUGGUUCGUCUGGUGACGAUGGUAUGAGGGGACCUUCUGGACCUGCUGGGCCACCUGGACCUCCUGGACCACCAGGGCCUGGAAUCGACAUGGCUGCCUUCAGAAUGCCAGUCAUUAGUUCAUUCAAGGGACCAAAUGUUGCUGCAGAUCAACCAGUCAGUGAUGUAGGCAGAGAUGAAGAGAUGAUGGUUGUAUUGAAAGAACUUACCAACUCCGUUGAGAACAUCAAAGCACCACGUGGUGUGAGCAAGAAGACAGCAGCUCGCUCCUGCAUGGACAUUUACCUCGCAGAACAACAACAAAACAUUGUUGCUAAGAAUGGCAUCAGAUGGAUUGAUCCUAAUGGCGGCUGCACUGCUGAUGGUAUUGAGGUUUACUGUAACUUUGACACCAUGGAGACAUGCGUCUAUCCAACCAACAGACACAUCGAGAACGGAACCCAUUACACCGGGGAGAGCCGGCAUGUGUACUACGGGGAAGAAAUGGCCACUGGCAGCACAGUAAGAUACGACCCAUCUGACGAGGACAGAGUUCCACACGCAGAUUACACAUCGCAGCUCACUUUCUUGCGUCUGCUCAGUCGUCAAGUCAAACAGCACGUUACCUUCUACUGUCGUAACAUGGUGGCUUAUUAUGAUGCUGCUGCGGACAACAAAGCGCAAGCUCUGAAACUUCGUGGUUUUGGAGAUGCUGAGUUUACUGCUGAGGGAGAUCCAAGCACAACAUACAGGGUUCUCCAUGAUGGUUGCACUGGUCGCCCAUCAACCUGGGGCAAGACAGACAUCGAGUUCACCACUGGAUUCGUUGGACGCAUGCCAAUCACUGAUAUUGCACCGUUCGAUAUCGGAGGUGCCGACCAGCAGUUUGGUGCUGAAUUUGGCCCAGCCUGCUUCCAUUAAGCGGCGGUUAAAUCCCCGCUGUACCCGAAAACGAACUGGGAAUGUGACAACGACGACGACGAACUGCCCGCUCUUAAAACGGAUUUGACGACACGUAGGUGGGAGUUCGCUCCCGCGUUAAAAAAACUAUUUUUAUCUGACGACAACGACGACGACGGCUCUGUAAUGUAACAUUGUACUUGUGUUUUUAUGUCACGCAUUUGUAGCACCGAUAACGCCGCCUUUUUUGCGUUUUUUCAGCCUAGUUAAAUUGCGUUUUUUUUAUGUAUAACGAACAUCCAAACUUACUCAGCAUCCUGAAAAAAUCCUCGCUCAUUUUCGUUUCGCCCAUUCAGCAUAUCUUUCCACACGGCAGCGGCGUUUUCCACCUUUGCUGUUUUUUUCGUUAUUAUUAUCAUGUAGCUUGCGCGACAGUAUUAUACCGUCACCGCUUUUUUUUUUGUCUAGCCUGACUGUACCUGCAUUACUAAAUCUUGCUUCGAACGCCUCAUAGCCGUUCUCACAACGGCUUUUACCAUUCAGCAUACCCCGCCGCCCAGCAGUGACGUAUUACGUGUUACCUGAGCGUCACUUUUUUACAAAACGUCUUAACCCACGGCCACGUCUGGUGUGCAGUCUACCUGUGGUCGCAUGUUUCCUGUGUAUAAUCCCACUCCAGUCAUAACCGGCUCGUGCCGCCUAUCGUACCUUGCCCGCCUGUUGGUCAGUGUUUUACGGAAAGCUUGGGCGUUCGCCUUUGGUGGAAGCCGUUACGGUUGACCGACCAUCGUGUCACGUGAGCAGCUCGUAGUUGGAAGACGUCGUCCAACAUUCGAAGUCGCCACCCGUUUCGGAAGCCGGCAGUUCCCAUGAUAGAGUUCGGUUAAAAUUCCAACUACGUUUACCAGCACUAAAUGUAGUUGGAGUUUUCUUCGUUCGGGAAAAUAACUGCAGCCAAUCCGCGUCCGCGUCCUAGCCCACGUGAUUCCCGUUCACCAAUCAGAGCACGGCUUGGAAAAUAUGUCCCGUGAAGACACCAAACCACCCGUAUUCGCCUGAUACUUUGUGUUUUUCUAUUACUUUGCUUUUAUAUCCUGCUAUAAACGCGUGCACAAUAAAACGACUUACGUCAA
This is a messenger RNA of Ciona intestinalis (vase tunicate), 5975 nucleotides long. The record is from RefSeq and is a predicted model, not a curated record. Lineage: Eukaryota; Metazoa; Chordata; Ascidiacea; Phlebobranchia; Cionidae.